Molecule: messenger RNA, 3045 nt
Organism: Neoarthrinium moseri
Lineage: Eukaryota; Fungi; Ascomycota; Sordariomycetes; Amphisphaeriales; Apiosporaceae
Exons: 6
Coding region: 1-3045 (1014 amino acids)
Biological process (GO): carbohydrate metabolic process
Cellular component (GO): vacuole
Molecular function (GO): beta-galactosidase activity
Source: RefSeq, a predicted model, not a curated record
AUGAUUAAUUUUUGGUGCUCAGCUGUGAUUCUGCUGUCGUUCUUUUGUGGUGGUGUAUAUACAUCCACUUUAGGCGAAAGUAAGUACACAGUCCCUAAUUGUGGAAAAAGAGAGCCUACUCAGGACCUGGUCACUUGGGACCAGCACUCCCUUUUUGUCCGUGGUGAGCGUAUCUUGUUCUACUCGGGCGAGUUCCAUCCGUGGCGACUACCGGUACCUGAUCUCUGGUUCGAUGUAUUUCAGAAAAUCAAGGCCCUUGGAUACACCGGGGUGUCGUUCUAUGUAGACUGGGCGCUCCUCGAGGCCCGUCCCGGACACUUCGCUGCCAAUGGCGUAUUUGCUUUCGAGCCCUUCUUUGCAGCAGCCGCAAGAGCAGGAAUAUAUCUCUUAGCUCGCCCGGGACCGUACAUCAACGCCGAGGUUUCUGGCGGCGGGUUCCCAGGGUGGUUACAGCGUAAUCCCGCUAUGCUAAGGACGAAUGAGUCGGGGUAUCUCGAAGCUACAAGGAACUAUGUUUCGCACAUUGGGAGAAUAAUAGCCGAUGCUCAAAUUACGAAUGGUGGUCCUGUUAUUCUGUUACAGGUUGAGAAUGAGUAUACAUUUGGUGCAAGCUGGGUCAAAUGGCCGGACGUUGAGUAUAUAAAGGCUGUCAAUGAGCAGUUUCGCCAGAUGGGUAUCGUCGUUCCGUUCAUAAACAACGAAGCUGCUGUUAUUGGGCAGUUUACUCCUGAGAAGCCAGGUGGUCCUGAUAUAUAUGGGCACGACAGCUAUCCAAUCGGCUGGGAUUGCGGCCAUCCCGCGCAGUGGACUGCUGGAAACCUUCCUACGGACUGGCGCGAGUUGCACCUCAAACAAAGCCCAAAUACUCCAUACGCGAUUAUUGAGUUUCAAGGAGGUGCUAUUGACAAUUGGGGCGGCACAGGUUUGGAAGGAUGCGCAGCUCUUACCAAUCACGAGUAUGAGCGGCUCUUUUUUAAGAACAACUUGAGCUUUGGUGUGCGCGUCCUGAACAUUUAUAUGACAUAUGGUGGUACAAACUGGGGAAACCUAGGCCAAUCUGGAGGAUACACUUCAUACGACUAUGGGGCUGUGAUUCAAGAGGAUCGCAGCAUAGGUCGUGAGAAGUUCGCCGAGGCAAAAUUGAUCGCCCAAUUCAUCACCUCCUCCCCUCAAUAUCUAGAUGCGAUACCCGGGAACAUUACCAAUUCGACAUACGUAAGCACCUCUGAACUUACAACAACUCCUGUCUUCGGCAAGACUACAAGGUUUUACGUGACCCGCCACUCGGAUUAUUCGUCCCUCUCUCAAACGCCGUACACUUUCACGGUACCUACAAGUCUGGGGAACAUCACAAUUCCGCAACUCGGUGGGACCUUGACAUUGAACGGGAGAGAUUCAAAGGUCCACGUCACCGACUACGAGUUUGGAGAUAUUAACCUUGUGUACUCAUCUGCGGAUGUAUUCACUCAUUCCAAGAGUGGCGAAAAGCAUGUGCUGCUAUUAUAUGGACUAGCAAAUGAAACACAUGAACUGGGCUUUUCUUCCAGGCUGGGAGUGCCAGUGGUCGAGGGUGAUGCUACCACUGUCCAGAUCGAGGCUAAAGGACCACUGGUAGUGGUACAAUGGCAAGUUGCACAGUCAAGAAAGAUCUUGCAUUAUGGAAGCAAUCUGGAUGUUUAUCUCUUAUGGCGUAAUGAUGCUCUGAAUUACUGGGCGUUAGAACUUGAAGCUCCUGCCCCGAUAGGCAACUAUUCCGCCCAGACGAAGGAGAGGGUCAUUGUCAAGGCAGGCUACCUUCUUCGUAGCGCUGUCAAAUCUGGUACCUCGCUAUAUCUCACAGGGGAUUUGAAUGCUACCACCCACCUUGAGGUCAUUGCAGGACUGCCAGGGAGCAACAGCCUGUAUUUCAAUGGAGAGAAAGUCCCCGGUGUGAAAUCAGCUAAUGGCCGCCUAUCUGCGUCACUAAAGUACGAGCCGCCAUCACUCUUUCUUCCAGGAUUCAGGGAAUUGGAGUGGAAAUACGUGGAUUCCCUUCCCGAGAUUCAACAACGCUAUGACGAUUCAGAGUGGACCAUAGCUGACCACGAGACGACGAAUAACACAGCUCGUGACGACAAUGGGAUCCUGUUCUCACUGAAAACGCCAACAAGCCUCAUUGCCAGCGAUUAUGGUUUCCAUAGCGGGUCGCUAUUGUACCGUGGAUACUUCGUUGCAAAUGGCAACGAGUCGUCCUUGUAUGUCUCCACCACCGGUGGCUCGGGCUUUGGGCACUCGAUUUGGAUCAACUCAACUUAUGUUGGAUCAUACACUGGCUCUGGCAAUGCAAAGUCAUAUAACCAAACCCUGAAUUUGGGCGGUUCUGCGACUCUGGAUAUUGUAAAGGGUGAAACGUUCGUCAUUACAGUAGUGAUCGAUCAUAUGGGUCAAGAGACGAGUUGGACUCCUGGAUACGACACCAUGAAGACACCUCGGGGGAUUAUCGACUACCAACUGUCAGGACACCCCCAGACCGAUGUAUUCUGGAAAAUCACUGGAAAUCUUGGCGGUGAAGACCAUGUUGAUCACACUCGUGGUCCACUUAACGAGGGAGGGAUGUGGGCAGAAAGACAAGGAUAUCACCUCCCCUCUUCUCCUACGAAAGAUUGGGUCACCAGAUCACCAUUUCAGGGUAUUGAUUCUGCCGGAAUCGGCUUCUUCGCCACCAGUUUCAACCUCCAAGUGCCUCGUGGUUGGGAUAUUCCGAUGAGCUUUGUCUUCACUAGCAGCACAAACGACAACAGUGAGCUAAUUAGCUUUCGUGUGCAGCUUUAUGUGAACGGGUGGCAGUACGGAAAAUACAGCCCUCAGAUUCGUUUCCCGGUGCCAGAGGGGAUUCUGAAUUAUGACGGCAAGAAUUACGUCUCUCUUACGAUGUGGUCGCAGGAGGCCAACGGCGCUCACCUUGGCGGAUUGCAGCUUCUGGCAGAUAAUGUAAUUCAGUCAGGGAUGAAGAAACCCAGUCUCAGCUGGAACGAUUCCUGGAGCGAACGAGCCAAUGCAUAUUAG